UUAGUUUUAUAUAUCCCUUUGAAAUACUCAACACAAACACUGCAAACACAUACUUAUAUGAUGAAUAAGUAUUACUACUAGCUCUUACUUUUGUAAUUUCAACUUCCUUUCUUCAAAACACACUAUUAAUUGUCCUAUGGCUUUGAACUUUUGUAGCCACCGGUGCUUCUUCUUCAUUGCCGCAGUCUUAUCGGUCUUCGCCACAACGCUGUCAAUGUCUCAGCAGCAAGCAUCUGAUUCGUGCAACGGAAUAUUCCUGUCAUACACCUACAACGGCGGCAUAAAACUACAGCCAAACUUGACGGACUCGGCUGCCCAACCGUCCCGAUUUGAGUCGACACUAACAGUGCUCAACAAUGGACUUGUGGAGCUGAAAUCUUGGAAGGUGUUCGUUGGAUUUCGUCACAGAGAAUGGUUGGUGUCUGCAUCCAAUGCAGUGCUUGCUGAUGGGACUAGUAUCCCUGGUGCCGUUGGGAAUGGCACCGUUAUUGCAGGAUCAUCGGUGAUCGAUUUGAAGACUGCAGCAGCGACUGCAGGAGACUUGACACAGAUGCAGGUUAAGGUAGAUAUGGUGGGGACGGUGGUAGGGGUUGUGCCACCCAGCGUGCCAAUGCCUUCUAUCAUAAACCUUGCUAAUGAUGGUUUCAUAUGUGGUGAAGCCAUUUCUCAAGGGAACAAUGAAACUCAUGUAUGUUGCACAAGUGAUCCCAAUUACAAGACAAAUAUCACAACAAAUGAAAAAUUUCUACCUAGACAAAAUGGAGAUCUUACCAUAAUGUAUGAUGUGAUCAAAGCAUACAAUUCCAAUUAUUGGGCAGAGGUCACAAUUUCAAAUCACAACCCUCUAGGCCGUCUUGACAAUUGGAAAUUAAGCUGGAAUUGGACCAAUGAUGAAUUUAUCCACACAAUGAAAGGUGCUUAUCCAUCAAAUAUAGAUUCAUCUAACUGUAUUUUUGGUUCACAAGGUGAAUUUUACAAGGAACUUGACUUUUCCAAUGUAUUGAAUUGUGAAAAAAGACCAACAAUAAUUGAUCUACCACCAACAAGGUUCAAUGAUACACAACUUGGUAAAGUACCAUUUUGUUGUAGGAAUGGUACUCUAUUACCACCUUAUAUGGACCUCACCAUGUCAAUUUCAAGGUUUCAAAUACAAGUUUAUAAAAUGCCACCACAUCUCAACCGGUCAAGCCUUACACCACCACAAAAUUGGGAGAUUAAAGGUGAUACAAUCAACCCCGAUUACAAAUGUGGGGCGCCGAUUAGGAUUAGUCCUAGUCAAUCUCAAGAUCUUACAGGGUUACCUUCAAACAUAUCUUCAAUUGCAAGUUGGCAAGUUGUGUGCAACAUAAGUACAAAGUCAUCAUCAAAAAGUGAUUCUCCUAAAUGUUGUGUCUCAUUUUCAGCUUAUUAUAAUGAAUCAGUUAUUCCUUGUAGCACAUGUGCAUGUGGAUGUCCUAGUAAUCAAGAAAGAACAUGUAGUGCUACUACACCAGCUAUGUGGCUUCCAUCAAAAGCACUUCUUGUUCCAUUUGAGAAUAGAAAUGAAUUUGCACAUGAGUGGGCUAGUUUGAAAAACCUACAAGUACCUAACCCUACUCCAUGUGGUGAUAACUGUGGUGUGAGCAUAAACUGGCAUGUAAAUUCAGAUUAUGAAAAAGGUUGGACUGCAAGGAUCACAAUUUUUAACUGGGGUGAGACGAAUUACGCUGAUUGGUUUGCUGCGGUUCAAAUGGACAAAGGUGCAAUAGGUUUUGAGGAAAUGUAUUCAUUCAAUGGAAGCUUGUUAGAGAGAUUAAACACUACAAUAUUCAUGCAAGGUAAGAAAGGAUUGAACUUUCUUGUAGCGGAAGCAAAUGGGUCAAACCCUCGAAGAGAUCCGAGGGUGCCUGGGAAACAACAGUCAGUAAUCUCGUUUAGAAAGAAAAAUAAAGAUGAAAUCAAUGUUGUUGGUGGUGAUGGUUUUCCUAGUAAAGUGUUCUUUAAUGGGGAGGAAUGCUCUCUUCCUUCGGUGUUUCCAAGCAAUGGUUUGAGAAAUGAAUUUUCCUUGGCUACUAUUAUGAUCCUAAUAUUGUUGUCAAGUAUGUUGAUUCAAUAUUGAUGACAUUGUAUUUAUAUUUUUGAAGAUUGGUUGUUUUUCUAUAUUUUCAGAUUUGUGUAAGACAAUAUAAACAUAUAAUUUUUUUAACGAUAAACACU
This is a messenger RNA of Medicago truncatula (barrel medic), 2196 nucleotides long. Its product is annotated as COBRA-like protein 7. The transcript is spliced from 3 exons. Gene Ontology annotation, cellular component: membrane. NCBI's taxonomy places the organism in Eukaryota, Viridiplantae, Streptophyta, Magnoliopsida, Fabales, Fabaceae. Gene Ontology annotation, biological process: cellulose microfibril organization. The record is from RefSeq and is a predicted model, not a curated record. Bases 137 to 2098 code for a protein of 653 amino acids.